Messenger RNA from Symbiodinium sp. CCMP2592, 1689 nucleotides. NCBI's taxonomy places the organism in Eukaryota, Dinophyceae, Suessiales, Symbiodiniaceae. The record is from the annotation of a GenBank genome assembly.
AUGAAGUUUGCAAAGACGCUACAGGAGAAAUUACGUGAGGAGUGGCAGCAGCAGUAUGUGGACUACAAAAUGUUAAAGAAGGUGCUGAAGCUUGAACAGGACACGGCAGUGCGUGCCUUCUGUGACCUCCUGGAAUCGGAACUGACAAAGGUUCAUGCUUUCAUGCAGCGGCAGCAGGAUGACAUCUGGAAGGUGGUCUGUGACGGUGUUGACAUUAUACCGACCAAUGCUCGGCAGAAUGCGCUUGCCAGCGUCAACACGGCUGAGACCAUGGUGGAUUCUAUUCAGAACUUCAAGAGCUAUGUUGAGCUGAACCGGACCGCGGUGAGGAAGAUCAUCAAGAAAUUCGACAAGCGCUUUCAUGUCCGCUUUCACGAGGUCAUCAGCAUCCCAGAUUCUCCGAACCUCAUGAUAGAUGCCAGUGCCAUCGGCACCUGGCUGCUCAUCCCGGCGCUUCAGUGUCUGAGGCUGAUCAAGACCCUGUCGGGAGGCCCGCAGUCUGGCUGCUUCGUGGAGCGUCCGCUUCGGCAAUUCAGCUUCUGGGCAGAGGAGCUUCGAGCCGGAGCUGCGUUAGCGAGGUGCCAGAUCGCUGGUGGACCGUGUGCGACUUUGACAGACCUGCGACUCCAGCUGAUCUGCGGGCAGGACCUGCAAUGCCGUGUCAGGAACACUUUUAUUGAUGUCUCGAACAAGGGUGGCAGCCGUUUGCGCUCUCACUCUCUUCCCUCUCGGCUGGCUCAGCGGGAAGAGGAGAUGCAUGAUGCACUGCCGCUACCCCCGGAAUUGCCAGUCAUCACGCUGGAGCAUGCCAUGUGCGAUAGAUUCGAACUCCAGCCGAUUCCGCGUCAGCUCCCUGCAAAGUGUGCGCUUGACUAUGAGGAGGAGGAGAUGGAGGCAGAUGAAAAUCAGCGGUGGGAGUAUUCAACAGGCACAUACUACCAGCACAACUUCUAUCAAGGUGCCGAUUUCGCAGUGGUACCUGACUGCAAGGCAGCUGCGACGAUACUCUCUUCGCCGUCGACGAUGUCAGAGGUCAUGAUUACGACGAAGGACUCCUCGUCAACAUUGGAUCAUAGCCCCAAGGGCAAAGGACGUGGCAAGUCGUUGCAGAGCACCGCUUCGGGCUCCCGGUGGUGGAUGGAGUCUCCAGAGGUCUGUCCAAUUUGCCACUUUCCAAUUCGACUUCUGCCAUAUCCUCCUUUCAAGCUGCAGGUGGCCGGGUGUGAUGCGCGUGAGCCGGCCAAGCUUGUUGAUGGUCCCUUCAUGGUGUUACAGGUGCUGAGCACUUGGAACUUUGAUGUUCUGGGCCAUGAGCUGACGGUUUCAGAUAUCAAGGCGCUGGACUCGUACAUGAAGCGUUGCAAGCUGGGCCCCUUCCGGCUGGGCCGGGCGCUGGAGCUGCUCAGCGACCCGAGCCAUGAGGCAAGGGAAGAGCUGGAAUCCCUUCGCAGUAAAGCGCGAAGGCGUCUAGAGGGGCUGAAGCACAUCCAGAGAGUCCGGAUGAAUCGAAUGGACAUGAACCCAGAUGAUGAAGGUGACGAGACCAUUGCAACCCCCCCUUCUGUCCAGGUGCCUGCUGAGACAAGUGUUCGGAAAGGUCGGGGUCCCCGGGGUCAAUCGUGGAGGCAUGGCCCCGGAUCUGCUUAUCCGCAAGCGACGAAUGCUGCACGAUCAUUUGGUCGUCGAUGA